This is a messenger RNA of Geodia barretti, 1075 nucleotides long. The record is from the annotation of a GenBank genome assembly. Lineage: Eukaryota; Metazoa; Porifera; Demospongiae; Tetractinellida; Geodiidae.
UUUGGUACAGGCCACUCAACUGCUUCAGGGUCGCCCUGUAUACGAUUCUCCCUCCUUUGAAGUGCCUCAUCUGUCGUUGACCUCACGUGGGUUCGACUCUAUUUAGAGCCCACCGCUGCACCGGGAGUGAAGAUGCAGUUCAUAUCGGAGAAGGAGGUGGAUGAGAUAAAGGCGAAGAAGCAGAAGGAAUGGGAGCAAGUCAGACGGUCUGAUCAGCCACUAGAGCGGCCGGAGGAGGCCAUUGACAACAGAACUCUGUAUGAGAAGCUCAAGGCACAGAAAAACCAGAAACAGGAGGAGUUUGAAGAGCAGUUCAAGUUCAAGAACAUGAUAUACAAAGGUCUGAAUGACGAAGAGGCAGUCUUCCUCCAGCAACUGGCAGACAAACGGGCGCAGGUCGAGGCUGAGACGAGAAGCGAGGAGAGAGAGGAGCUGCAGGCAUACCGGGAUGCAGUAGAGAAGCUAAGUGACGAAUCGGACUCGAUAAAACCACUGUCUUCAACUGCCACACCUUCUGCCAGCACCUCAUCCUCCUCCUCUUCCUCUCUCACCUCCUCAGUUCCAAAUAAAGUACCCAAGUCACAGCUAGCACUCAUUGCAGGCUCCAUCAAGACCAAGAGAAAGAGGAGCUCUACAGAGGAUUCUGAAGUGGCCACUUCUCCCGAGAAGAAAGCAAAACUUGAAAAAUCUGAGCCUCAAACCAACCAUCGUACGUCCCUCUCAUUAUAGCCCCAUUCUAUAUGUUUUCUUUUGAGAAUGGCCUGGGGAACGAGGCUGAUGUGUAAGACGAUAUGUAGCAGUUAGCUGUACUCCCUCCUUCACUUGCAGCUGUCACAUCUGCUAGUUUGUUGUCCACAGCCCCAGCCUCCUCUGCCAGCUCGGCUCUGACUGGGAUCUCUGCUUACUCCAGUGACUCUGAUGAAGAUUCCUCUGCCGGAUAAUAACUUACAGUACUGAUAGUUUGGCGAGCAGCUGCUAACCUAGUGGUCCGAACAGUGCAUUCUUCUUCGUGCGUCAUCAAACUUUUCCACCAUUCUCUAUCUGCUAUGAAAACGGGGUGAAUAAUCCCAGGUCA